Messenger RNA from Sphenostylis stenocarpa, 480 nucleotides. NCBI's taxonomy places the organism in Eukaryota, Viridiplantae, Streptophyta, Magnoliopsida, Fabales, Fabaceae. The record is from the annotation of a GenBank genome assembly.
AUGGCCUCUGCAACACUCAAACCACCUAAAAGACUAGGAGAGUUUCUCAACGAGGAGCAAGAACCUUUCAUACUAGAGGUAUACCUUUCAGAAAGAGAGUAUUCCAACAGAUGGAGCUUCAAUGAUGGAGAUUCAAGCAACACUUCAGAGAUACCAACCACAUCUGGCUUAAACAAAAAGAAAAAGGCUCUUCUCCCAAUUUGUCAAGUCCUAAAAGCUCUAUAUAAGAAGCUUGCUUUCAACAAAGAAAGCAAACGUGUUCUAACCAAGGUUCAUGAGUAUGACCAAAGAAACAAACAUGAAGGUGUCCUUGAACGUACCCGGUUCGAUCAUAUUCUUAAGUUUUCGUCAGAUAGCAGAUUUACUAUGUUCAGUUCAUGCCAAGAUAUUGAUGAAGAGGGAACCUCCGUAUUGUCACAUAAACAGCAGCACUUGUUUUAUUCCCACACUAUAUGCAACAUGGGACCGCAGCAGAGGUAG